AAUGCAAGCACUGUCCCAUUGAAAUUGAAUGUGAUUAGUUAACUUAUCAUCAGUCGGUUAUGGAAGCAAUCUGAUGAACCUGUGUUGUUCUGGUCUCUGGGGUUGCAUUUUUUUAAUGUUUGUUGUCUGGAAAAAGUGGUGCAACAGGUACGAACUAUAUACCUGAAUCGAAAGGUUCUUAGGAGAUACUGCAGUGCUCAUCCAUUGAUUAGAAUUUUCAUCGCAUGAACAGUUACUAUUGAUCUAUAUCUCUGAAUAUACUAUGAACACGAUGAUGAAUCUGUGAUCGAGCGGUACUAGUUCGUUCGAGGACGACUUCUCAAUUUCAAUACUUAUUCAUCAGUGUACUUCAUCGGGGGACUUCAGAUGUAAAGGACGAGCUGUGGCCGGCCUGGUCGUUUUCAUUAUCUUUGUGAGCACGAGAUAUUCGUGAGCUGCGAUCAUGGCGGAGAGCAGUGUCACCGUGACAAGAGCCAGUCUUGGACGGAAAGCCCAGCUGGGAGGCCUGUAUGAUAUCAGGACAGAGAAAUUUCUGAAUGAAACCCUAUUCGUGUCAAAACCCGAAGACAAUAUGGUGGAAACUAGGGACAUUGCCAAGACAGAGAUCGAGAUGACAGGAUCUGACAGUUUGCAGGAGAAGUGCCAGAAACUCGAUGUAGAAGAUGCACUACAGCUGAGUGUUGCAGUCGGAAUGGUAGAGCUCAGUGGUUCAGGAGCUUUCCUUAGAGACGAGCGGAGGAGUGCCAAGACCCAAAGCAAGAGUCUUAUCUACAAGCUGAGUACUGUCAACGAAGAGGUAGCAAUAAACCAGAACAGAGAUAUCAUUGACAUGGAUAUCUUAUCCGAUCCAAACACCCCUGCGACGCAUGUUGUAGUAGGUAUUGAUUGGGGGGCCCAAUGUACAGUUACGUGCGAGUAUGAGAAUAUUGAGAAUGAUGACGUUUCGGCUGUUAGGGCGGAUGUAGGUGUCGAGCUUGGAAACCUUAGGGAUAUUCUUCUUGCACAGGGAGCGACAAGUGUCUACGUUGAUGAUAGGAAGGGGGAAGUUAAAAGUGGAAGGCUUUCUUAUAAAUGUAGGGCCGACGUUUUGAUUACAAACGAAAAUAGCCCCCACACAUUCGAAGGAGCGCUUGGGCUAGCGAAGUCUUUACCCGCACUUGUGAAAAAUACUAGCGAUGGUAAUGGGGUCCCACUCAAAUACUAUCUCUUGCCUGUAGAAACUAUCAGAAAAAAGUUCAAUGUCAAGGCAACUGAAAACAUGAUGAUAUACAAGGAAGUUGACGAAUGUACAAAUCAGAAAAUUGCACUGGUCUUAGAAAAGAUAAAAGAAAGAAGCCAAAAGAUAUACGACAUAUAUCAUGACAUAAAGCUUAAUCGUGCAUUAUUGUCUGAUGAAAUCCUUAGGAGAAUUGAUAUGGUUUGGGGAGAUUCUUUGUUUGUGCAAGAAUCUCGUUUUAAAACCGAUCUCCAGGAAAUAGUUAAAAGGAUGAGAUUGGGAGAAGAUAAAUCGAGUGUCCUUGAAAAGUUCCUGAGUAAAGUGGACUCUGAAGAAUUGUCUGCUUUAAAAUACGAAGAGGAAUUUGGACCGUGCCUGAAGAAAGUCAGGGUUAUCAGGUCGAUGCUUAGCAAGGGGAUCAAAUACGUCGGUAGGAACGAUGAACUAGUUUUAUAUGCGAAAGAAAACACUUUCGUUUUCUACAUCCCCAAGGGCGCCGACGUUGAAUUUAUGGGAAAAGGUCGAGACUUAUUCAUGCGAUUGUUUUUCACUUAUUCAAAGUACGAGUUCUUUGAAUUUAUUGUUGUAGACCAAGAAACUGUAGCUACCCAUGUCUGGCUAGAUCAAGGAAAGAAGCCAGUAAUUAAGAAGUACGAAAAUGGCGUACUUACAAAAGAAGACCUGUUUGAGAAAGAGGGUGAAUUUAUCGAUGCGAGUAUGGUUCAAGUUAUAAAUCCAGAACCAAAAACUGACAUCCCGAAUGAGCGUACAUUGGUCACGCUAAGAUGUCCGAAUGCUCUAGGUGGCAACGGGCGUUGUUCUGGUGACCCAUCUAAAUGGAGAUGUUUGAAAUGCAAACGGUUUGUCGAGUAUCUCACAGCGUCUAAACUCUUUUACUGCAAAUGUGGAGUGUCAAGUCCUCAAGAUUCAAAGUUUCGUUGCAAUGACUCUCGACACGGUAUGGACUUUGUGGGAUAUCCGAAGGUCUUGCUGGAGGACGACCUUUCCCAAUUGGAAGCAAUGAAAGAGAUGAACAUCCUCAUUCUAGGUGAAACAGGAGUGGGUAAAUCCACCUGGAUCAACGGCAUUCAAAACUACUUGUCAUUUAACAGUCUACAUGAAGCAAUGAACUCAAUAGACUUUCCGGUUUUGAUUCCAUCAUCGUUCACCUUAACCCAAGAUGGUGAGCAAAGACAAAUUAAGAUAGGGAGAGACGAUUCGAAUGAGGUGCGUGAAACUGGAAAAUCAGCAACAAAGGAACCGCGGUCUUAUGUCUUCACCGUUGGCGACAGACGAGUGCGAUUGAUUGACACACCAGGAAUAGGUGAUGUAGAUGGUUAUGAGCAGGAUGAUAUCAAUAUGAAGAGUAUAUUGUCUCACCUUACAUCCUACUCUCAGAUACAUGCGAUAUGCAUACUUCUGAAGCCAAAUAAUGCAAGGCUCACUGUAGUGUUUCGAUUUUGCAUCCAAGAACUGCUUGUUCAACUGCACAAAUCAGCCAAGAACAACAUCGUGUUCUGUUUUACGAACGCUCGCCAGACUUUCUACCAGCCAGGUGAUACACUACCAGUUCUUAACGAAGAGCUUAGAAAGAAAAACGUCGGUAUUCUGGCAACGAAGGAUAAAUACUUUUGUUUCGAUAACGAACCUUUUCGAUUCCUUGCCUGCAUUAAGAACGGUAUCACGUUCGGCGAGGCAGAAAUCGCCACCUACUCGUCCAGUUGGGACAAAUCGGUGGAGGAAACAGACCGUCUCCUACAGUACGUUGAUUGUCAACUUAAGCCUCAUAGAGUGAGAGAUACUGUGGGCAUGAAUGAAGCUAGGAGAAUCAUCAUAGCAAUGAGUAAACCCUUAGCAGAAGUAGCCAAUACAAUCAAUCACAAUAUUGAUGCAGCAAGAGAAACAAAAGCUAAAAUCGCUCUUGCAGAUAAUGAAAUUAGUUCUUUGACAGCAGACCUCAAAUUCAAAGGAUACGAUAUAGAACGAGAGGAGGUAGGCUAUCCAAAGACAGUUUGCGCUGCCUCUGAGUGCGUCACCUACAUGCCUGUUGGCCGGUCAAAGGUGCACAACACAGUGUACAAGACCGUAUGCCAUUCCCACUGUCGUUUAAAGGGUGUCCCAAUCGAAACAACCGGCAAUCCAAAACUUGCUGAAUGUUGGGCCAUGACAGACGAAUACUGCCGUGAAUGUAGACACAGUUACAAGCAGCAUAUGCACCUGACCUACGAAAUCGUAAUAACAGAAAAGGAAUUCCUAUCUUCGAAGGUUCAACAUCAAAUUAAUAAAAUUCGAGACAAAAAAUCCAGGAGACAAGCAAUGGUAGAUGAAAUCAACAAAAAAGUUAAGGAACUGAAAGAAGAACAAGAAAUUAUAAUGGAAACUGGUGCCAAGUUUGGCUCUUUCCUAAAGGCAAAUGCUUUAAUCACCUACAACGAUGCCGUAGAUGAAUAUCUGGAAAUGUGCAUAAAGCAAGAAAAGGCAAAACCAGUCAGAUUCCAAAAAGAAGGUGUGCUGCAAAAUCUGGAAACAACCAAAAGAGAAUACAACAAACGGAGAGAGAUACUGGACAGCGCUCUUACAGACGGAGCCAGUGAAAAUAUCAAGACAGCGCAACAGGUUAAAGAGCUUCAGGAAGAGCUAUUUAAGCUUACACAUUUCGGACCCAAACUGGAGGAAUUCUUUGAAGAAAUUUCUGUCAUGCACACAUCAAAAACCAUGACCAACGAGGAAACAAUUGUAUCAACAACAAAGAGAGUGGCUGAACGGCAGGGGAGGCAUGAGCAUGAAAGUAGUCAGAAACCCAAAGGUUUUUUACAUGCUUUUUCUCGUUGGUUCUAUUGGCGAUAA
Molecule: messenger RNA, 4063 nt
Organism: Lytechinus variegatus (green sea urchin)
Lineage: Eukaryota; Metazoa; Echinodermata; Echinoidea; Temnopleuroida; Toxopneustidae
Exons: 4
Coding region: 443-4063 (1206 amino acids)
Source: RefSeq, a predicted model, not a curated record